GCUUUCUCGUCACUUUCUUGUUUUUGUUUUUGUGCCAAUUGGGAGCUACCCAUCCUGUAGAAAUAAUCCAAUAAAAGCCCAAAAUGCCGACAAUCACGGAGCGGAUUACAGAGACAGCGGAAGCGAUGGUCGGGAAAACCACUCUAACCGUGGGAGAUUAUCUCCUGACCCGAUUGAAGGAACUUGGAUGUGAUAUGGUAUUUGGUGUGCCUGGAGACUUCAAUAUGGAAUUCCUCGAUCAAAUAGAAGAUUUUGACGGAGUUGGAUGGGGAUACAAUGCCACAGAACUCGGCGCUGGAUAUGCAGCUGAUGGUUACGCUCGAAUCAAGGGCUUGGGAGCCAUUUGCACGACUUUCGGCGUAGGCGAGUUGAGCGCGGUGAACGCUAACGCCGGUUCAUUUGCGGAAAUGGUGCCGGUCGUUCACAUUGUUGGCACGCCAAGCACCGUAUCUCAGUCAAAAGGUGCUGUCCUCCAUCACACUCUGGGCAACGGAGAUUUCCAGGUGUUUAUGCGGAUGUUCAAGGAGGUGACGGUUGCCCAAGCAUCUAUCGUACCUGAAAAUGCAGCAGCAGAAAUAGACCGCGUUCUUACCGCGUGCGUCAAGAAAAGGCGACCAGUGUAUAUUGGUCUUCCCUCGGAUGUCGCCUUCAAGAAAAUAACCGUCGAAAUGAGCACACUUGAUGUGCGACCACCUGAAAAUCCAGAAAAGCCAGAAGAGGAAGCGAUCGGUCAUAUCUUGCAGGCAUUGACGCAGGCAAAGAAUCCCGCGAUACUUAUCGACGGCUGCGCUCAGCGUUACCACGUGGAGAAAGAACUGAGAGAAUUUGUGGAUCAGAGCGGUUUCCCAGUUUAUGAGGCACCCAUGGGAAAAUGCGUCAUAUCGGAAUUUCAUCCUCACUUCCGUGGCUCCUACGUCGGAAAGCUGACCCCGGACCCGGUCCGAAACGAGCUCGAAUCAGCAGAUGUCGUGAUUAUGGUUGGAUCGAUCAAAAGUGACUUCAACACUGGAGGCUUCACUUUUCAGAUUCCGCAAGACAAGCUUAUCGAGCUUCACUCAGACCACACCAUGGUCUUCUAUGCCACAUAUCAAAAAGUCGGCUUCCGUAGAUUACUACAGAAGCUUAGUCAACGGCUCACCCCCCGCCCAUGGAACCUCCCACCACCAAUCUUCAAUGGAACCGAAGGUGUUGCGGGUGAUGACCAGUCGGAGAUCAGACAUUCAUACUUCUGGAAUGCAUUAGGAAAGUUUUUGGGUGCUGAGCCGCACAUCGUGACGGCUGAAACAGGCACCAGUAGUUUUGGAACCUCCAUGCAAAGACUUGCAGAUGGGUCGGCGUACAUCUCUCAGGUCCUGUGGGGUAGCAUCGGUUAUGCGACGGCUGCUGCUCUAGGUGCUGCGGUUGCUGGGCGCGAGCUAAAGAAACCAUUGCGCACGGUCUUAGUUACGGGUGACGGAAGUUUCCAGCUGACGGCUGUCGAGCUGUCAACUUUCCUCCGUCACAAACUCAAUCCCAUAAUCAUCAUAAUCAACAACGAUGGCUAUACCAUCGAGCGCUACAUCCACGGCAAAGAGCGCAAGUACAACCGCACAGCAAUGUGGAAUUACGCGAAUGCCUUGCAAUUUUUCUCGGUCCCGCAAGAUAAGGAACUCGUCUCCAAAAUCGGCCUUCAGCGUCGCAUAACCCAGAAGGGGGAGGUCGAGGCAGCCUUGAGCCAAGCAUUUGCUCAGAAGGACGCAAUUCACAUCCUGGAGGUCGUCACCCCCAAGCUGGAUGCGCCCAACGGAAUGGUGAAGACAGCAGAGAGGGCUGCUGCGGAAAAUAUGUACUUGGGGGAUUCGUAAUAGGCGCCAUAUGCUGUACAUAUGGUUGAGUCUAGCUUGCGUUUAUUGGCUUGCUUACAUGUAGAUAAGGUAGCGUGAAGAUAUUGUACAAGUCCAUAUUGGAAUGUAUGCCAUAUACCAUACAAGAUUAUCAAUGGUCCGCGUACAAUUCGAGUUAUGGCAUUAGUCCUA
Messenger RNA from Spizellomyces punctatus DAOM BR117, 2015 nucleotides. RefSeq lists its product as uncharacterized. The record is from RefSeq and is a predicted model, not a curated record. NCBI's taxonomy places the organism in Eukaryota, Fungi, Chytridiomycota, Chytridiomycetes, Spizellomycetales, Spizellomycetaceae. The coding region runs from base 84 to 1844 and encodes 586 amino acids. The transcript is spliced from 9 exons. Gene Ontology annotation, molecular function: magnesium ion binding; carboxy-lyase activity; thiamine pyrophosphate binding.